UCCAGCACACACAUUGUAUGACGGUCCCCUGAAGGCAGGUCGUUCUUAUGGACGACCGCUGAUUCGGUGUUAUUAUUCUUCACGCUUUUCACAGCAGAUAUGGGGUAGCUGCUAUAAACGUGGGGAAACUUUCUUAACAAGGGUUUUAUUUUGCCGGUUCCCUAUUUUUAGUCAAAAUGUACAGUUUGACACCCGAGCAGGGAACCGUGUGCUCGGAGGAAUGUUCUGGCAGCAGGAACUUGUUGGUUCGCCGUAACAUUAAACCUGUCAGGAGCCACGAGAACGGGAGCAACGGCAGCCUGUUAAGUUUGGCAAGCGAAGAAGACGGAGAAGUCAUGUUUGAUACUUCAGACACAGAUAACAACCGUGAGGUUCUGAUGGCUGGUAAGCAUUAUCCAUCUAUCCAAGAAUUUGCCUCAGCAAUCCCCAAUCACCUUGUCCUCGGGUCUCUUCUCGAGCACCUGUGCUGCAUCUAUGAGAGCAACCCAGCUCGAUCUCGUAUGCUGUUUAAAGUUAUUGGUCAGCGUUUGGCUGCCAUGAACCUCCUCUGCCCUCUGGCCAUCAGUGAUGAAUUCAGCACCAUUAGACUCCAGCACAAUCGGGCCUUCACUGAGCUCAUUAAUGCUGCAAGCACGUCAUUGUAUCCACAGGGCCAACAAAGUCUCAGCACAAAUACACACAGUUCUGCUGUAAGACCUAAGGAAGGACUGAUUCAAGCUCAGACGUCACGGUAUCUCAAUGAAUUUGAAGAAUUCUGUAGACUUGGAAAAGGAUCAUAUGGAAAUGUUUUUAAGGUUAUCAACAAACUAGAUGGGCAGGAUUAUGCUGUGAAGAAAAUUCUCAUCAAGAGAGUCUCAAAGGAAGACUGCAUGAAGGUCCUUAGAGAAGUCAAAGUGUUGUCCAGCUUGCAGCAUGUAAAUGUUGUGGGUUAUCACACUGCGUGGAUGGAACAUGUCCAGCCAGCAGCAUAUCCUGAAUCUAUCCUUCCAGCUCUGGAAUCUCCAGGAAAAGACUACAUCUCUGAUGACAGCCUUGACAACAGUGGUACCAGCUCAUCUAUAGUUUUUCAAAGCCUUAGUCACAACCCAUCAGAUGCAGCUUCAAGUGCCAAAGUGCCUUCAGAGACCCAUCCUGUGAGAGGUGUAGUUUCAACCAAGGAAGGACAAGUAGCGUGCCCGAAGAUGAUGCAGCGCAUCCCCGAGAACUAUGUCCCUUGUGUGUUCCUCGGACAGCGAGAAUCUGUGAAAAAUUCCAAAUGUCCCGUCACGGGGUGGGAGAGUGCAGCGCUGUUGGAGGAGGAGUCAAGCAGGAGUAGUUCUGAACUGAACAACAACUCCUGCAUCGACAAAGAUUUCCAGCAAUGGGCCGGAAAACAUAUCAAAAGCCACUUUAAAGAGGUACAGUUCCAUCUGAUGCUCUAUAUCCAGAUGCAACUGUGUGAUCGUUCACUGAAAGACUGGAUCUCUGAGAGGAACAAUCAGCCCAAAGAACAACAGAUAUCUAAUUGUCUGUAUGAUUGCGUUGAUGCGAAACACACUCUCAACUUGCUGAGACGUAUACUUGAAGGAGUGGAGUACAUUCACUCCAAGGGAAUCAUGCACAGAGACCUGAAGCCAAGAAACAUCUUCCUUCAUGGUCACAACUGCCAUGUUCGGAUUGGGGACUUUGGUUUGGCCUGUAGAGACAUUUUAUUAGAUGGCCAUAAGAGAAAAACCUCUCCUGGCAGUGAUUCAAUCCAUACUUCAGGUGUUGGCACAUUUGUGUAUGCUUCACCAGAACAGCUAAAAGGCUCUCACUAUGAUUCAAAGUCAGAUAUGUACAGCGUCGGAGUUGUGGCUCUUGAGCUGUUCCAGCCUUUUGGGACAGAGAUGGAGAGGGUCCGGACUCUAGGGGACCUGAGAGAAGGGAAAAUUCCAGACUCAUUCUCACAAAAAUGGCCAGUUUUGACCAAGUACAUCCUGAAGCUUACAAGUAAAGACCCCGGUGUUCGACCUACUGCCAGCCAGCUGCUACAGUGUGAACUCUUCAGCAAUAAAGACAUGGUAAUCUCUGGUUUACAGAAAAGGGUUGACGAGCAAGAGGAGGAGAUCGUGCAACUGAGGUUGCAGAUCAGUAGGCUUCAGAGCUCACAAGGGAGCUUGUGAGCUUCUCUUUCUGUGACCUGGACAGGACCUGAGCCCUAAAACAUUUAAAUGGACCGUCAAAACUAUUUAUUAAGCCACUGUUGUACUUGGUUUCACUAACUUUGUACAAGUGUGUGGGUGUGUGUUGUACCAUGUACACUCUGAUUUUUUGUUGUUGUGGUUGGAUCUAGUUCAAUAAAGCUUAUUUGUGAUAUA
Messenger RNA from Cololabis saira (Pacific saury), 2339 nucleotides. It is a transcript of the gene eif2ak1, whose product is annotated as eukaryotic translation initiation factor 2-alpha kinase 1. The record is from RefSeq and is a predicted model, not a curated record. Bases 177 to 2144 code for a protein of 655 amino acids. NCBI's taxonomy places the organism in Eukaryota, Metazoa, Chordata, Actinopteri, Beloniformes, Belonidae. Gene Ontology annotation, biological process: protein phosphorylation. The transcript has 15 exons. Gene Ontology annotation, molecular function: ATP binding; protein kinase activity.